AUGCCUUUCUACCAAAUUUACCAUACCUAUCCUCUUGCCCAGAAGCAGCGGGAAUCCAUUGCGCUGUCCAUCACCAAUCUCCAUUGUAGCACCUUUAGCACACCCGCCUUUUUCGUCCAUGUCAACUUCAUCAAACAAGAGCCAAAGUCCGAUGAUGGAACGUACUUCAUGGCCGGAAAGUCGCACACCAGCAACUCGAACCGCAUCGUUGCGCUAGUUCGAACGUCGGCUUCUCGCACGAAAGAUGACUUUGACGGACUGGCAGCCAAGAUCGAAGACGCCUGGAACGGCGCUGUCAAAGAGCCGGGUAAAGAGGCCGAGUUUGAUGAGGCAAAACGGCUUUUGAUGGUCGUGUUUACGCCGAUGUUGGCGAUCAGGGAGGGCGGGAUGGCUAUUCCCGACGCUGGCCACGAGGAGGCGUGGCUCAAGCAGCAACUGCCGUAUUUCAAAGAGAUGAGCGAAAAGCACGGAGUCAAAGACUUUACGGACCUGCUGGAGGAGUUGAAACAGAUGGAAUCGCUCAGAGGUCUUCUGAUUUAG
Colletotrichum paranaense is the source of this 540-nucleotide messenger RNA. RefSeq lists its product as uncharacterized. NCBI's taxonomy places the organism in Eukaryota, Fungi, Ascomycota, Sordariomycetes, Glomerellales, Glomerellaceae. The transcript has a single exon. The record is from RefSeq and is a predicted model, not a curated record. Bases 1 to 540 code for a protein of 179 amino acids.